AGCGUGUCCCGACCCGCUGCGCGAUGCCGGCAGUUUAGGAUCCAAAGCUUCUCUACUCGUUUUGUUCUUUUCUAUCAUAAAAAGAGGAGGGGAAAUCCCGGCGUCAGACAGCCCGGCACACACACCCUCGCCCUCAUACCCCGACAAAAGCAGAUGCACUUUGACUUCUGACAGCUCUACCUCAAGCCGGAGAGAACUCAGUGGCGCUUUCCCCGCCAGCCGAGCUCGCCGCGUCGUCCUCUUCCUUCUCCGUCUCCGUCUUAUUUAUUUAUUUCCGUUCCCGUCGCCGUUCUCGGUGACCUUCAUUCCUCCGCGGGCUCCGGGCAGAAGAGUCGCUUUCUCGCCCGCCUGAGACUCUUUUCCUUGCCCCAGGAGCUGCGGCGGCGCUGCCGUGCCCCGGGGCCUGGGACUCCCGGGCUGCACGCUCCGCCGAGGCGCCCCCCCGCCGCCCCAUCAGCCUCGUUUCCCCUCUUUUGAUUUCCUGUUGCGCGGUUUUGGCUCGCACCGCCGAGUGUGUCUCCUCUUUUUGGAGGGGCUGGGGAGCUUGUGCCGGUCGUCUUCAGGACUCGUCCCCUCGCCUCCGCCUGCGCUUCUCCCUCCGGGCCUCACCCGACCAAACCAAAGACCAUGGUGCACUGUGCCGGCUGCAAAAGGCCCAUCCUGGACCGCUUCCUCUUGAACGUGCUGGACAGGGCCUGGCACGUCAAGUGCGUCCAGUGCUGUGAAUGUAAAUGCAACCUGACCGAGAAGUGCUUCUCCCGGGAAGGCAAGCUCUACUGCAAGAACGACUUCUUCCGGUGUUUCGGUACCAAAUGCGCGGGCUGCGCGCAGGGCAUCUCCCCUAGCGACCUGGUGCGAAGAGCGCGGAGCAAAGUGUUUCACCUCAACUGCUUCACCUGCAUGAUGUGUAACAAGCAACUCUCCACUGGCGAGGAGCUCUACAUCAUAGACGAGAACAAGUUCGUCUGCAAAGAGGAUUACCUAAGCAACAGCAGUGUCGCCAAAGAGAACAGCCUCCACUCGGCCACCACAGGCAGUGACCCCAGUUUGUCUCCGGACUCCCAAGACCCGUCGCAGGAUGACGCCAAGGACUCGGAGAGCGCCAAUGUGUCGGAUAAGGAAGGGGGCAGCAACGAGAAUGACGACCAGAACCUGGGCGCCAAGCGGCGAGGGCCGCGCACCACGAUCAAAGCCAAGCAGCUGGAGACGCUGAAGGCCGCCUUCGCUGCUACGCCCAAACCCACGCGCCACAUCCGCGAGCAGCUGGCUCAGGAGACCGGCCUCAACAUGCGCGUCAUCCAGGUCUGGUUCCAGAACCGUCGCUCCAAGGAACGGAGGAUGAAGCAGCUAAGCGCUCUGGGCGCCCGGCGCCACGCCUUCUUCCGCAGUCCGCGCCGGAUGCGGCCGCUGGUGGACCGCUUGGAGCCGGGCGAGCUCAUCCCCAAUGGGCCCUUCUUCUACGGAGAUUACCAGAGCGAGUACUACGGGCCCGGGGGCAACUACGACUUCUUCCCGCAAGGCCCCCCGUCCUCACAGGCUCAGACGCCAGUGGACCUGCCCUUCGUGCCAUCAUCAGGGCCGUCCGGGACGCCCCUGGGCGGCCUAGAGCACCCGCUGCCCGGCCACCACCCGUCGAGCGAGGCGCAGCGGUUCACCGACAUCCUGGCGCAUCCCCCAGGGGACUCGCCCAGUCCGGAGCCCAGCCUUCCCGGGCCUCUACACUCAAUGUCGGCUGAGGUCUUCGGGCCCAGCCCGCCUUUCUCGUCGCUGUCGGUCAACGGCGGGGCGAGCUACGGGAACCACCUGUCUCACCCCCCAGAAAUGAACGAGGCGGCCGUGUGGUAGCGGGGUCUCGCACGGUGCGCGGAGUUCGUGGUUGUACAGAAACGAACCUUUAUUUAAGAAAAAUAGAAAAAUUAAAAAAAAAACUUAAAAAGCAAGUACCCCCUCCCCCUUCCUCCAGCCUCGGGGACCAUUUUCCGUCUGGGGAGACCGGAUGGGAAAGGGGGACACGAAAUAGGAUCCAAAUCCGCCUGGAGGUAGGACUGGGAUCCACGCGCUGGCUGGCAAGGUGCAGAACUGGGGCUCCGGAAGGGAAAUGCAGACCUCUCCCCACCUCCCACCUGGAGCCAGAUCCGCGGACACACUCCGCGGGUGUGCGUGCCUGGCCAGCGGGCGGCACAGCAACACCCGUGGCUGCCUCGGGGGCGCACAGCCAGUGGUGACACCAGGAGCCGCAGGGAGAGAGGCCUCGAGGCGCAGCCGGGUGAGGGAGGUGAAGUGGCCAGGGCACUCCCAGGCCAGCCAGGAGGGUUCUGGCUCUGGGAAAUCUCUUAUUAGUGUUGUCUCAGAAUUCAGCAACAGCGACAACAAACUCUUAUAGCUUCAGAAACGCCGACCUGCUGUGCAUCAGGUGGGACUAUAUAUAUAUAUUUUUUGUCUGAGUUUUUUGGUUUUUGUUUUUGCCAAAUUGCAAAAUUCUAAAUGUAAAGCCCUCAGUAUCAACUCUUCUACCUUCACAAAGCUCACCACACACCCACAGAUACACACACAGACAUACUCCAUAGAAUGGUCUCCAGCCAGACCGCUCAGUAAAAUGACUUGAACAUCAGCUGUACAAGAAAAGUAUUCUACCUUCACACACAAAACGUUAAAAAAAAAAAGACUAUUGAACUAAAAACAGUCAACUGUUUACGUAUAAUGUUAAAUUCAGGAGUUCAGUGUUUUACUAAUAUAUCCUAUUUUGAAACCUCUUGUUCAAAAACAAAACGUUUUGAGCAAUCAACCAAAAUUGUUCAUUUUCUCUUCCUGUAGAUGUUCUGACAGAUUUGCAGGGCUCGCAGCUCACUGUGCUAGUAUGUAAAAAGGUGUUGUUUACACAAGGCAAAGAGAAAACAUGAUAUUCAGACACUUGCCAAAUAGAAUAAUUAUAGCACAAAUACUGUAAAGGUGCCUGGCACCACAACCUGAGAAAGUGUUAAAAAAUAAAAAAAGUGUUACAAGGUUUAAAAAAAAACAUCUUUGCUAAUUUUUAGUCCUGUUGAACAUUCAUGGAAUUGUUAAUAUGACUUAUAUAGACCCACACAGGUUUUAUUUUUGUGUCUUUAAAAUAAAAGUCCAAAAUAUUUAAAUUUUAUGGUCAAAUAUGCAGUCAACAGCUGCUACUUUUUUCUUUAUAUUUUAAAUUUCUCAUAUGUCUUUUAUUGUUCUGAUAAACCUAAGCUUGUGUGACCUCCAGUGCAUAUUAGACCAUUCACUGUAUGAAAGAAAACAUGUUGAAUAAAUUUGUGAGUUUUUAAUAAAAAUAGAAAAUCUGAUGUUUA
Equus caballus (horse) is the source of this 3323-nucleotide messenger RNA. RefSeq names its product LIM homeobox 1 (gene LHX1). Gene Ontology annotation, cellular component: nucleus. Gene Ontology annotation, molecular function: RNA polymerase II transcription regulatory region sequence-specific DNA binding; DNA-binding transcription factor activity, RNA polymerase II-specific; zinc ion binding. The record is from RefSeq and is a predicted model, not a curated record. Gene Ontology annotation, biological process: neuron differentiation; regulation of transcription by RNA polymerase II. Lineage: Eukaryota; Metazoa; Chordata; Mammalia; Perissodactyla; Equidae.